AUGUUAAAUGGUAAAAGAGCAAAGGCGUACUUCGAAAAUGCAAAGAAAGAGAAAUGGAAACAGUUGAGGAAUGAGAAACACGACUUAGUAAGGAUUGAAAAAAAAAACAUGAUAGAAAAAGAAACCAAAAAACAGCGCAAAGAACGUUUAAAAUAUCAACAUACACAACAGAAAUCUAACAAUGGUGAUAUACAGAAAAAUAACAAUG
Molecule: messenger RNA, 208 nt
Organism: Funneliformis geosporum
Lineage: Eukaryota; Fungi; Glomeromycota; Glomeromycetes; Glomerales; Glomeraceae
Source: the annotation of a GenBank genome assembly